Lentinula edodes (shiitake mushroom) is the source of this 1149-nucleotide messenger RNA. RefSeq lists its product as uncharacterized. The record is from RefSeq and is a predicted model, not a curated record. Bases 1 to 1149 code for a protein of 382 amino acids. The transcript has 8 exons. NCBI's taxonomy places the organism in Eukaryota, Fungi, Basidiomycota, Agaricomycetes, Agaricales, Omphalotaceae. Gene Ontology annotation, molecular function: protein binding.
AUGGCUCGUUUACUAACCCUCGUCUCUCUUUUAUUCUUCUCCGUCGGCUCCCGGGUUGCUGCAAGUCCUUGUGUAGCAUUUGACGCUUCGUGGAACUUGUACGCAUUCGGGUUCAAUGGCAAGGACUACAAUGCUGGUACCUCUGAUUCUUGGGCUUCUGGCACCGCGUCCGACGUUACAGCUUCGGGUCGGCCCCCAUUCGACGGUGCUAACACUACUUGCUAUCUCUCCCAGUUCUACAACGGGAUUUAUGUGCUGAAUGGCGACUCUUCUAAUCCUUCCGACGUGCACAUCUAUGACCCUACCGCGAAAUCAUGGACUACCCAAGCCACCAGUGGCGGUCCCACUGACGGGUAUUCAGCCGUUCUCGAUCACGACACAAAUGUCUUCUACGUACUCUCCGACUCCGGUGAACUGUGGUUCCUGAGCUUCGAAAACAUCACGACCGCCGCGCAGUCUUCGACUAUUCCUUGGACUGAUGUUGAAAAAGCUGGCUUUGAUACCACCAACUACCAACCCGUCAUGGCUCUUGCAAACAACCAUGUUCACUUCCUUGAUGUUCCCGGAGUCGCUGCAGGAAGUGCAGACAUCUUUGUAAUCCACUUUUCGUGGUUCCAACCUGAUUCUCAGUCGUACGGAAACUUCCCUGCGCAACACGGCCAGACCACUUCAAUCUUUGAGCCUGCUAACGAUGGUGUCCAGCUCGCUUUCGCUUACAUUCCUGAUGACGGCUCUGCUACAUACAUCAUCGACGUCGUGUCUAACACCACCGCAACGAUGGCUGGACCUUCAACCAAGGACUCAUCCGCCUCCUACUUUGCAUCCGACGCUGCCAUCGUCCAGCUCACCUCUUCUGGUGCUGUGAACUACAUUCCUUACACCAAUUCUUCUUCGGACUCUAGCGCGUCCUGGAGCACUGUCAAGAAUCUCGUUUCCGUUGCGCCUACCUCAUCUGCAUCAUCUGGCUCCGGCUCAGCCAGUGCCACCAAGUCCGCUACUGGCUCUGCUGCUUCUGGCACUUCUACAACUUCUACCUCAUCCAGCUCCAGUUCCAAUGGCUGCAUGGGAGUGGCUGCAAAGAGCGGUACCGUUGUAGUUGGCAUGAUGUCUGCCUUGUUGUUGGGUACCAUUGCCCUGUUCAUAUCCUAA